AUGGCCGUGGCCAGCCAGUACGAUAACGAUCUUGUUAUGCUGUUCGGCAAAGGGGAUGGAAGCUUUCAAACUCAAAUGAAUUAUACGGUUGGUAGGUAUCCACGUUCUGUAAUAUCAGGCGAUUUCAACAAUGAUAACAAACUGGAUCUGGCAGUGGCCAACUCGGGCGACAAUACCAUCAGUGUGCUGCUUGGUAAAGGGGAUGGAACCUUUCAGACUCAAAUGAACUAUAUGGUUGGUAUGUAUCCAAAUUUUGUAAUAUCAGGCGAUUUCAACAAUGAUCACAAACCCGAUCUAGCAGCGGCCAACUCGGGCGACAAUACCAUCAGUGUGCUGCUUGGCAAAGGGGAUGGAACCUUUCAGACUCAAAUCAACUAUACGGUUGGUAUGUAUCCAAAUUCUGCAAUAUCAGGCGAUUUCAACAAUGACCACAAACCGGAUCUGGCAGCGGCCAACUACGCCGACUAUACCGUCAGUGUGCUGCUUGGCAAAGGGGAUGGAACCUUUCAGACUCAAAUGAACUAUACGGUUGGUAGCUUGCCAUGUUCUGUAAUAUCAGGCGAUUUCAACAAUGACCACAAACCGGAUCUGGCAGCGGUCAGCUCCGUCGGCGAUACCGUCAGUGUGCUGCUUGGCAACGGGGAUGGAACCUUUCAGACUCAAAUGUACUAUAGGGUUGGUAGCAAUCCAUUUUCUGUAAUAUCAGGUGAUUUCAACAACGAUGACAAACUCGAUUUGGUAGUGGCCAAUUACCACGACUUUAGCGUCAGUGUGCUGCUUGGCCAAGGGAAUGGAAGCUUUCAGACUGAAGUGAAGUAUGCCCUUGGUAGCUUUCCAUUUUCUGUAAUAUCAGGUGAUUUCAACAAUGAUGACAGACUGGAUCUGGCAGCAGCCAACUCGGGCGACAAUACCGUCAGUGUGCUGCUUGGCAAAGGAGAUGGAAGUUUUCUGUCUCAGUAUAUCUAUGCAGUUGGUAGCAAUCCAUAUUCUGUAAUAUCUGGUGAUUUCAACAAUGAUAACAAACUGGAUCUGGCAGCGGCCAACUCGGUCGACAAUACCGUCAGUGUGCUGCUUGGCAAAGGUGAUGGAACCUUUCAGACUCAAAUGAACUAUACGGUUGGUAUCAAUCCAUAUUCUGUAAUAUCUGGUGAUUUCAACAAUGAUGACAGACUGGAUCUGGCAGCGGCCAACUCGGUCGACAAUACCGUCAGUGUGCUGCUUGGCCAAGGUGAUGGAACCUUUCAGACUCAAAUGAACUACACGGUUGGUGGGUAUCCAAGUUCUGUAAUAUCAGGCGAUUUCAACAAUGAUAACAAACUGGAUCUGGCAGUGGCCAACUCGGGCGACAAUACCAUCAGUGUGCUGCUUGGUAAAGGGGAUGGAACCUUUCAGACUCAAAUCAACUAUACGGUUGGUAUGUAUCCAAAUUCUGUAAUAUCAGGCGAUUUCAACAAUGAUCACAAACUGGAUCUGGCAGUGGUCAACAGCGAUUCUGCGGACUUGUCUGUUCUUUUGAACAUCUGCAACUAA
This is a messenger RNA of Didymodactylos carnosus, 1530 nucleotides long. NCBI's taxonomy places the organism in Eukaryota, Metazoa, Rotifera, Eurotatoria, Philodinida, Philodinidae. The record is from the annotation of a GenBank genome assembly.